GCGCAUUUUACCAACAUAAUCUUCCAUUUUAAGAUACAUUUCGCUCUGGCAAUUUGCAAAUAUGGCUGUACCAAUCUCGACUGUCGCAGAGAGCAAGGAGCUCCGGGGACUGAACCUCAUCGCCGCCCAUUCGCAUAUCAGAGGCCUCGGUGUCGAUGUAGACACUCUUCAGCCUCGGACAUCCUCCCAAGGCCUUGUGGGUCAGGAAAAGGCCCGGAAGGCCGCCGCAGUGAUUUUGCAGAUGGUGAGGGAAGGCAAGAUUGCCGGUCGCGCCGUUCUGAUCGCAGGGCCUCCUAGCACUGGAAAGACAGCAAUUGCAAUGGGCAUGGCACAAUCUCUCGGACCGGACGUACCUUUUACCAUGCUUGCUGCUUCUGAAAUUUUCUCAAUGGAGAUGUCGAAGACAGAAGCCCUGACCCAGGCAUUCCGGAAGUCCAUCGGUGUGCGCAUUAAGGAAGAGAGCGAAAUCAUUGAGGGUGAAGUUGUGGAGAUUCAAAUUGACCGGAGUGUAACUGGCGGCAAUAAACAAGGAAAGCUCACGAUCAAAACUACGGACAUGGAAACGAUUUACGACAUGGGAACCAAGAUGAUUGAUUCGAUGACCAAGGAGCGAGUAAUGGCGGGAGAUGUGAUCUCGAUCGACAAGUCCUCGGGCAAGAUCACCAAGCUCGGUCGGUCAUACGCACGCUCUCGAGACUACGACGCCAUGGGCGCCGAUACCAAGUUUGUCCAAUGCCCCGAGGGCGAGCUUCAAGUUCGCAAGGAGAUCGUCCACACCGUCAGCCUUCACGAGAUCGACGUCAUUAACUCGCGUUCACAAGGCUUCCUAGCCCUCUUCUCCGGCGAUACGGGCGAGAUUCGGAGUGAAGUUCGGGACCAGAUCAAUACCAAGGUGGCUGAAUGGAAGGAAGAGGGCAAGGCAGAGAUUAUUCCUGGUGUCCUGUUCAUUGACGAGGUUCACAUGCUCGAUAUCGAGUGUUACUCCUACAUCAACCGUGCCCUUGAGGCUGAGUUAGCCCCUAUCGUCAUCAUGGCUAGCAAUCGCGGCCAGGCACGCAUCCGCGGGACCACCUACACCUCUCCUCACGGCCUACCCCUUGACUUCCUCGAUCGGGUUGUGAUCGUCAGCACACAGAUGUACUCUGGUGACGAGAUCCGUCAAAUCCUCGCCAUCCGAGCGCAGGAAGAAGAGAUCGAUCUUUCGCCUGAUGCUCUCGCCCUUCUCACCAAGAUUGGUCAGGAGUCAAAUCUGCGUUACGCCAGCAACAUUAUCACUACUUCGCACCUCUUGAGUCAAAAACGCAAGGCGAAGGAGGUUAGUGUUGAUGACGUCCAGCGCAGCUUCCGAUUGUUCUACGACCCCGCUCGGAGUGUGAAGUUCGUCAAUCAAUAUGAACAGCGCUUCAUCGGUGACCAAGGUGCCGUUAGCUUCACUGCUGCUACCAAUGGCGACGCCAUGGAGCUUUCUUAAUUGGGUUACAUGUUUUAGUACUGGGCUAUUCGGUGGGCAGUUAAGCGGGUCGAAAAAACUACACUGGAUCUUGAUUUUUAUUUUUUGUCGCAUCAAACGAUGUAUGAUAGGACUGGCGCUUGCUGAGUUGAUUUUGCCUUUGAGAUUCAAUUGCAGU
Molecule: messenger RNA, 1628 nt
Organism: Penicillium samsonianum
Lineage: Eukaryota; Fungi; Ascomycota; Eurotiomycetes; Eurotiales; Aspergillaceae
Gene: rvb2
Product: RuvB family ATP-dependent DNA helicase reptin
Exons: 3
Coding region: 62-1471 (469 amino acids)
Biological process (GO): box C/D snoRNP assembly; chromatin remodeling; regulation of transcription by RNA polymerase II
Cellular component (GO): NuA4 histone acetyltransferase complex; R2TP complex; Swr1 complex
Molecular function (GO): DNA helicase activity; ATP hydrolysis activity; ATP binding
Source: RefSeq, a predicted model, not a curated record